Insectozyma verbasci is the source of this 3504-nucleotide messenger RNA. The record is from the annotation of a GenBank genome assembly. Lineage: Eukaryota; Fungi; Ascomycota; Pichiomycetes; Serinales; Debaryomycetaceae.
AUGUCAUUAUAUAAUGAUUUAAUACCAACUUCUAUUAUUAAUUCUCCUCCUUCUAUUAACAGUGCUUUAUCAUCGGAUGCUAUUAACAAUCAAUUUAUGAAAACUAAAUUUGAUGAUAGAUCAAUUACAAAAAUUAGUAUUACUUUAAAUCAUUAUCAAAAUUUAAAUAAAUCAACAUUUAUUGAAGAUGAGGAUACUACUACUAGUACUCCUUUCAAUAAUAUAUUCAAAUGGUCUCAAUUGAAUAAAAUAUCAAAUUAUAUUAACUCACAAGAAUUUUUAACCUUGUAUGGUGAAAUAAAAUUAAUAAAAUCUACUUCAAUAUUUAUUGCCAUUGCUACAACAAAGAAUCAAAUAAUUAUAUAUAAUUAUAAUCAAAUUAUAGAGUUUCAAUUACAAUGUGAUGAUUUAGAAAUUAGUUGUAUAAACUUUUCCUUGGACUCAACAACAUUUGUUGCUGGUUUUACCAAUGGUUCAAUUAGAUUAUGGAAUUUACAUAAGGAUGAUUCUAUUCAAAUUACUCCAGCUUUCACAAUUUCUCCAAUUUCAUUAAAUUCAAGAUUUGUACAAAAUUUGGAUGGUCAUUUAAUUAAUUGUAAGAUCAAUUUUAUUUCAUUUAUUGGCAAUUCAUAUGAUAAGUUAAUCAGUUCUGAUGAUUCUGGUUUAAUAUUCUUUCAUCAUGGUAUUACUAAAAAAUUUAUAUAUCACAACUUUGUAACAAAGAACUUAUUUAGCAAGAGUAUUAUUUCCAAUAUUGCAUUUUUACAAUUGGGUUCCGAUUAUCAAAUUACUGACGAUUUAGGAGUAAUUGCUUUAAUUGCAGACGGUUCAUUAAGUAUUAAAUCAACUAUUUCAUUAAAUGAUUCUUCAUUAACCUUUAUAACUACACAUUACACUAAAAAAUUAACUGGUUUGACUACAUUAGAUUGGUUUCCUUAUAUCAAAGAUUAUAAUUCAAGAUUGGCUUUUACUCAAGACAAUUUUUUGUAUAUUCUAGAGGUUGAAGUUCCUGAAAAAUUAUCAAUUAUAAUUAAUAAUGCCAAAAAUCGAGAUAAAUUAAUUGAGAAAUUAAAAUUACCUGUUAAAGAAACUUGUGAAUUGGAGUUGGAACAACCUAUACAAUAUAUAAAAUGGUUAUCAUCAAAUUUACUUGUUGUAUUCUUUAGUUCUAAAAUGUUAACUUUUUUUUAUGCAAAUGAACAAUUACAUUUAGUUAGUUGUGACAAUUUUAAAUUUAAUACUGUUGAGGUUGUUAAACAAAGUUUAUUGAUUUUUAAUGAUAACAAACUUUUUAUUGCUAAAUCAUCAAAUUGGGCCGAUAUAUUAUCAAAUAAACUACAACAUAAUGAUUAUUUAGAUGCACUUUUAUUAGCUAAUACGUUUUAUAAUUCAACAAAUGUUGCUAAAUUAUCAGUACUAAGAUUACCUUUGCAAAAACAACAACGAGCAAAACUUAUUCAACCAAUUUUAUUGAAAAUUAUGAAGGAAUCAUUACCUCAUUUAAUUAAAUCAGAUCAAGAAAUGUAUUUAAAAUUGUCAUUAAAUAUAAUAUCUGAAAUUCCUGGCUCAGCAACUAAUGAAAUUUUAGAAGAAAUUUAUGAUAUUAUAAAAGAUGAUAAAAUCUUCUUUGGUGCUAUUGAUAAAUUUAUUUUGGAAAAUUCCAUCAAGGAGUUACCAACAAGUUUGUUGAAAAAAUUGGUAAUGUAUCAUAAAGAUGACGAAGAAUUAAGUUUACUCCUAUGCACUUUAGAUCUUCAUCAAUUAGACAUAGAUUUUACUAUUCAGUUGUGUAAAAAAUAUAAAUUAACAGAUUGUUUGAUAUAUAUAUGGAACUAUUUAUUAAAUGAUUAUAAAACACCAUUAAUUGAGUUUGUGGAAAAUUUACAAGAUGAUUUGAAAGUUUAUCUGUACUUGAGCUAUGUUUUGAAUGGGUUACAAUACCCUACUCACAAUUCAAUUGUAAAUGCUGAUUUUGCAAGAAAGGAAAUUUGUAAUGUUUUGUUUUCCACUGAUUAUUGUUUUAUUUUACUCCAGUUUAAUUCAUUUUACAUGUUAAGUACUUUAAAUGAAUUUUUUGAAAGUUCAUACUUGAAUGAUGGUAAUGAUAUAAAUCGACAAUAUAUAAUUGAAACAUUAUUGGAAAUUUUUGAAUCUCAUAAACAAGACUUUUCAAAUUAUGAUGAAUUACAACUAUCAAUUUUUAUAGCAAGAAAUUACUCAAAAUAUCAACAAUUUAUAAGACUACCAGAAUCAGAAAUUAUUAAGAUUAUAAAUACAAUAUUGGAUUAUCAAACUUCUGAAGAUAAUGAGUUAGCUUUACAAAGUCUCAUACCAUUUUUUAAUAACUUAGAAGAUAAUCAAUAUUUGAUUGAAAGAUUAAAAUUAGGUAAAUAUUACAAUGUUUUAAUAAAUUACUAUAAAUUAGAAAAUAAGUAUUCUCAAGCUUUAGAAAUUUGGUUAAUUAAGAAAACUAAUUUUAAGGAAUUAACAGAAUUGGUUGAUUUGUCAUUCAAUAAAGGUAAUAGCAUGGAUAGACUUAAACUUGUAGGACUUUUGAAGUCAAAUUUUGAAGAUUGUUUAGUAUUAAAUCCUACAGGUUUUUAUAAAAUGAUCAAUAAAUAUGCUCCAGUAUUACAUGGAAGUAUUGUUGCUGCUAAGGAAUAUCUACAAUUCAUAUAUUUAAAGGAGUAUUAUAAAUCAUAUGAUGAUGAUAUAUUUGUAACAAGAUUUAUUGAAUUAUUAAUCAAGUUUGAUGAUUCUGCAUUAUUUGAUUUUAUUAAAAAACAUAUUAAUAUUAUACCAGAAGAAUUAAUUUAUAAAUUAAAUGAUGACAAGGAUAAUAUUAUACGUGCAAAAGCCCUAAUGUUGAUGCAUGAUAACAAAUUUUUAGAAGCAGAGACAAUAUUAUUGGAUAAAAUAAUUGAUCAAGACCUAGAUUAUCUAAAUUUUAUAUUUUCAAUUAUUGAUGAAUCAAAAGAUAACCGCGAUAAAUUAUGGUUAAACCUUAUUUACAGAUUAGUUCAAUCUAACAAGUCUGACUGCAUUCAUGAUUGUUUUAAAAAAAUAAUAGAUGAUAAUUUAUUCAAUUCAAUUUUCAAUAAAUUUUUAGAUUUGAAUCAUAAUGAAACUACAUUAUCCAAUAUUAAAACAAUUUUACAAUCAGUCUUCAUUUCAUAUUCUUAUGAUACACAAAUUUUGAAAAUUCUAAAUUACAAUAUUUUAAAUAAUGAUAUUUAUAAUAAAAUGGUUUUGAUUCAAAAUAGAAACUUAAAAGGUUGGAAUAUAAUGGAUAAAAAUUGUAUUUCAUGUGGUAAACCAAUGUUUCUGUUAAAAGAUGAACAUUAUUUAGCAUGGCAAGAUUAUGAAUUUUCAAAAGUACUAACACAAUCUUAUAAUAAGAAUGAGGAAUUGCAAUUAAUUAUUUUCAAAUGUGGUCAUGGAUAUCAUUUAAAUUGUUUGCAACGAUUGAACUUGAAUAAUCAGUGUGUAAUAUGUAGUGAAUGA